CUCGCGUCCUGACGUCACGCCCGCCUGGGAGCGCGCGCAGCCCGUCCAGACGCCAGGAAAAGAGGGGGUGAAGAAGAUGGCGGAUGUGGAGGAGCAGCUGUCCGACGAGGAGAAGGUCCGUGUUGCAGCAAAGUUUAUAAUCCAUGCGCCACCAGGAGAAUUCAAUGAAGUUUUUAACGAUGUUCGGUUCCUGCUAAACAAUGACAACUUACUCAGGGAAGGUGCUGCCCAUGCAUUUGCACAGUACAACUUGGAUCAAUUCACUCCUGUCAAAAUUGAUGGCUAUGACGAUCAGGUAUUAAUAACAGAACAUGGUGAUCUGGGUAAUGGGAGAUUCUUGGGCCCGAAAAAUAGGAUUUCUUUCAAAUUUGAUCACUUAAGAAAGGAAGCGAGUGAUACGCGGCCCUAUGAAGGAGAAAAUGCAAUUGAAUCCUGGAGAAACACUGUAGAUGCUGCCACAAGAUCCUAUGUUAAAGACCAUUACCCUAAUGGGGUUUGCACUGUGUACGGCAAAACAAUUGAUGGACAGCAAACCAUAAUCGCUUGCAUAGAGAGUCAUCAGUUUCAAGCAAAGAAUUUCUGGAAUGGACGUUGGAGGUCAGAAUGGAAGUUUACAAUCACACCAUCAACUACAAAAGUGGUUGGCAUUUUAAAAAUUCAGGUUCAUUAUUAUGAAGAUGGUAACGUGCAGCUUGUGAGCCAUAAAGACGUAGAAGAGUCAUUAACAGUGUCUAAUGAAGUCCAGACUGCUAAAGAAUUCAUCAAGAUCAUAGAGGAUGCAGAAAAUGAGUAUCAGACUGCGAUCAGUGAGAACUACCAGACUAUGUCGGACACUACAUUCAAAGCCUUACGUCGGCAGCUGCCAGUUACACGUACGAAGAUUGACUGGAACAAGAUUCUUAGUUACAAAAUCGGAAAAGAAAUGCAGAACGCCUAACAUUGCAUGACUGGAUCAUUUUAGUGUCUGUGCAUACAAAUAAACAUGAUUGCUAUAAAGUAUUCGGAACUGCCAAGUUGCCUGGUCAGCAUGGCCUUUUGCUAUGGAAAAGAAAUCAUUAUAAUUAAACUAACUGGGCUAUAGCACAAAAUUUACUUUUAUCAGUUUUCUCUCCGUUGGUAUACAUAUUUUGUUUAGGUUUUUCUUUUUUUCUGUUUGAGGCAAAGUGUUUAAUUUGAUUUCUGGGGUUGGUACAUUUGCAAGCUUUUUAAUUCUUUUUUUUCCUUUGCAGAUGUUUGAGAGGGAGCAGUGAUAUAUUUUUUUAAAUUCUGAAUUACAGUCUCAAUGAAUGACAGUAAUACUAAAUCCCAACUCUAGCUUCUCUAAAAGAGCUCAUAUACAUAGAUAACCGAGAAAUAAAUAGAUCUAUAUGUGUAUGCAAAGGUUAUGUGACGUGCGUAAUUCUGUAUGCUGCCAAUCCACCAAGUCCUAUUUUUGUUUGAUGGCCAUGACUAGAAUUCUAACGCUGUUAAAAAUAAAUAAUAGUAAUAAACGAGGCAGAGCAUUACUAACGUUUAAAAUGUUAUCUUGCUUCUAUUUUCCUUUGCAUCUCAGAACUGUUUUCUCUGUAAUGACGGGCCUAUUGGAGAAAUAAAAAGCACAUCCCAUAACCUUUACAAACACAGCCGAACAUGUCUUAGUUUACUAUUUAAUGUAUCACCAUGUGUAUUAUGGCAUUAUUGACCUUUUAAUAUUGUGGCAUCUCAAGAUGUAGCCUUUCCCAUGGGUCAUGUUACGUGUAAAGCCAUGAAGCUUUGAAUGCCUGGUGCCAGUCCGGGGGUGAAACAUCUUGCUUUCAUCCUUUUUCAAGUCCUCAAUUUGCCUUUAAUUCAUUCAUUGUACUCACUGUGAGUGCUGUCAACAUAUGCAGACUUUUCUAUCGGUCUAUAUAAGACAAACAUUGGUGGCAUUGAUCUGAAAUUAAAGUACUUUUCUUUCACUA
Molecule: messenger RNA, 1940 nt
Organism: Pelobates fuscus (common spadefoot toad)
Lineage: Eukaryota; Metazoa; Chordata; Amphibia; Anura; Pelobatidae
Gene: CAPZA2
Product: capping actin protein of muscle Z-line subunit alpha 2
Exons: 10
Coding region: 77-937 (286 amino acids)
Biological process (GO): actin cytoskeleton organization; barbed-end actin filament capping
Cellular component (GO): F-actin capping protein complex; actin cortical patch
Molecular function (GO): actin filament binding
Source: RefSeq, a predicted model, not a curated record